Molecule: messenger RNA, 587 nt
Organism: Pogonomyrmex barbatus (red harvester ant)
Lineage: Eukaryota; Metazoa; Arthropoda; Insecta; Hymenoptera; Formicidae
Source: RefSeq, a predicted model, not a curated record
UUAUUUUAUUUAUUUCAAAACCAAAAAUAAUAACGAUGCUAAUUACACGUGUAACAUGCAUAAUUUCUCGGCUUUACAAUUAAUAAAAGAUUAAUAAAUUUCGAUGUAUCAUAUGGAAAAGAAGAUUUAGUUCUUACAGAUCCACGUGAUACUCUUCUGAAACUGCUCUUAAGAAGCCAGUUUCACUUCGAGAAUCUCUGAAUGAAGAGGGCACCGAUAUAUCUCGGGAGAUGGAAUGGAUCGCGAAUCUAAAUGGUCCAAGUCGUGAAUACGUUUUUACUGUUGAACAUCCGCAGGGGCCUUCGACGUAUCGCCGAGCGAGCGACCGCGGCCAACAUCGCAUCAUGAAUAAUAAACGAAAGUAUCCGUCGUAUAUGAUACAUGACAACGGCAUCGCGAGUAAGGUCCCGUCGUGUAAAUCCUUCGACCUUAUACUCGACUACCAUUUAUUACGGAUACAUGUGGCCGUAGAAAUUUCUGGCGAAGACCUAAACUGGAUUACCACGGAGAUAGCAAUUGGAUUAAUCAUACGUCAGUGGCGAAACAAUUUUACCUGCGCGGAGAAGAGUGCACGGAAGUUCAGGUAG